UGACGUCAGAGCAGGAAGUGUUUGAGGAAGUCGUGCUCUGCUGCUCAGUUUAGGAUUCCCGUAUUUUAAUGUCUUCAGGGUGGUGUCAGCGCCCCAGGUUUUGCCGCCCCAGCCCCCAUCUCCCCCGCCCCGGGGAGCCUCUCCCUGCCCCGCGUCCCCGCCGACAGAGUUAGCCUAACAUCAGUAUGAGCUGGUCACCUUCCCUGCCAACUCAGACAUGUGGGGCCUGGGAAAUGAAGGAACGGCUUGGGACAGGGGGAUUUGGAAACGUCAUCCGGUGGCACAAUCAGGAAACAGGCGAGCAGAUUGCUAUCAAGCAGUGCCGGCAGGAGCUUAGCCCCCGGAACCGGGAGCGGUGGUGCCUGGAAAUCCAGAUCAUGAGAAGACUGACCCACCCGAACGUGGUGGCCGCCCGGGAUGUCCCCGAGGGCAUGCAGAACUUAGCCCCCAAUGACUUGCCCCUGCUGGCCAUGGAGUACUGCCAAGGAGGAGAUCUCCGGAAGUACCUGAACCAGUUUGAGAAUUGCUGUGGCCUGCGGGAAGGAGCCAUCCUCACCUUGCUGAGUGACAUUGCCUCUGCACUUAGAUACCUCCAUGAAAACAGGAUCAUCCACCGCGAUCUAAAGCCAGAAAACAUCGUCCUGCAGCAAGGAGAACAGAGGUUAAUACACAAAAUCAUUGACCUUGGAUAUGCUAAAGAGCUGGAUCAGGGCAGUCUUUGUACUUCCUUUGUUGGGACCCUGCAGUAUCUGGCCCCAGAGCUGCUGGAGCAGCAGAAGUACACGGUGACGGUGGACUAUUGGAGCUUCGGCACCCUGGCUUUUGAGUGCAUUACGGGCUUCCGGCCUUUCCUCCCCAACUGGCAGCCUGUGCAAUGGCAUUCCAGAGUCCGGCAGAAGAGUGAGAUGGACAUAGUUGUCAGUGAAGACUUGAGUGGAGCAGUCAAGUUUUCCAGCUCUUUACCCUACCCCAAUAAUCUUAAUAGUGAACUGGCCCAGCGACUAGAGAAGUGGCUGCAGUUGAUGUUAAUGUGGCACCCCCGACAGAGAGGCACAGAUCCAGUGUAUGGGCCCAAUGGCUGCUUCAAGGCCCUGGACGACAUCUUAAACUUGAAGCUGGUUCAUAUCUUGAACAUGGUCACAGGCACCAUUCAUACUUACCCAGUGACAGAAGAUGAGAGUCUGCAGAGCUUGAAGGCUAGAAUCCAGCAGGACACAGGGAUCCCCGAAGAGGACCAGGAGCUGCUGCAGGAAGCGGGUCUGGCAUUGAUCCCUGACAAGCCUGCAACACAGUGCAUUUCAGACUGCAAGCUCAAUGAGGGCCGCACACUGGACAUGGACCUUGUUUUCCUGUUUGACAACAGUAAACUCACCUAUGAGACGCAGAUCUCCCCUCGGCCUCAACCUGAAAGUGUCAGCUGUAUCCUUCAAGAGCCCAAACGGAAUCUCUCUUUCUUCCACCUGAGGAAAGUCUGGGGCCAGGUCUGGCACAGCAUCCAAACCCUGAAGGAAGAUUGCAACCGCUUGCAGCAGGGACAGCGAGCUGCCAUGAUGAACCUCCUCAGGAAUAACAGCUGCCUCUCUAAGAUGAAGAAUUCCAUGGCUUCCAUGUCACAGCAGCUCAAGGCCAAGUUAGAUUUCUUUAAAACCAGCGUCCAGAUUGACCUGGAAAAGUAUAGUGAGCAAACCGAGUUUGGAAUCACAUCAGAUAAAUUGCUGCUGGCCUGGAGGGAAAUGGAACAGGCCGUGGAGCUCUGCGGGCGGGAAAGUGAAGUAAAGCUUCUAGUGGAACGGAUGAUGGCCCUGCAGACAGACAUUGUGGACUUACAGAGGAGCCCGAUGGGUCGGAAGCAGGGCGGCACGCUGGAUGACCUAGAAGAACAAGCAAGGGAGCUUUACAGGAGACUAAGGGAAAAGCCACGAGACCAACGAACUGAUGGGGACAGUCAGGAAAUGGUACGACUGCUGCUUCAGGCCAUCCAAAGCUUCGAGAAGAAAGUGCGGGUGAUUUAUACUCAGCUCAGUAAAACUGUAGUUUGCAAGCAAAAGGCUCUGGAAUUACUGCCUAAGGUGGAAGAGGUGGUCAGUUUAAUGAAUGAGGAUGAAAAGACUGUGGUCCGGCUUCAGGAGAAACGACAAAAGGAACUCUGGAAUCUCCUGAAGAUUGCUUGCAGCAAGGUACGUGGUCCUGUCAGUGGAAGCCCAGAUAGCAUGAAUGCUUCCCGCCUUAGCCAGCCUGACCAAUUGAUGUCUCAGCCCUCCACUGCCCCAGACAGCUUAGCCGAAUCAGCCAAGAAAAGUGAAGAACUGGUGGCUGAAGCACAUGCUCUCUGCACGCGGCUGGAAAGUGCAAUGCAAGAUACCAUGAAGGGACAGGACCAGAGUUUAAUGACUCUAGACUGGAGUUGGUUACAGACAGAGGAAGAAGAACAGAACAGCCUGGAGAGGGCCUCGUGA
This is a messenger RNA of Elephantulus edwardii (Cape elephant shrew), 2456 nucleotides long. RefSeq names its product inhibitor of kappa light polypeptide gene enhancer in B-cells, kinase beta (gene IKBKB). The coding region runs from base 186 to 2456 and encodes 756 amino acids. The transcript is spliced from 22 exons. Gene Ontology annotation, cellular component: IkappaB kinase complex; cytoplasm. Gene Ontology annotation, molecular function: protein binding; IkappaB kinase activity; ATP binding. NCBI's taxonomy places the organism in Eukaryota, Metazoa, Chordata, Mammalia, Macroscelidea, Macroscelididae. The record is from RefSeq and is a predicted model, not a curated record. Gene Ontology annotation, biological process: positive regulation of transcription by RNA polymerase II; peptidyl-serine phosphorylation; tumor necrosis factor-mediated signaling pathway.